AAUACGUCGAGAGAUACGCCGGUGAACAAUUUAUUUCAAUUAUCAUGAGUAAGCUUACUAGACUCAUUGCGUUGUAUUGCUUUAUAUAGAGAAAUCUUUAAACUUUACAUUUUGAAGAAAAGGCUUUCUAUUCUGUGUCGUGGAACAAAUAAUGGUUUGGGAUGAAACGUUAGUGACAUCUAGUCUUGCAACCUUGGUUAUGGUUACAAGAAAAAGUGUAUUUUGAAAAUAUUUCCUAGUGUUUUCUUCGAAAAAACAUCAGUGAAUUAUUUGUUGACUGUGCGGUGAAUACGUUUGUUUCUGUGGUGUCACGAAAACAGUGUUAUGUCGGGCGGCAGAAGCAUCGACAAGGAGCGCAAGUCGCCCAGGGAAAGUGGAGAGGAUUCCGAGGAUGAGAGUGAAAUCCUGGAGGAAAGUCCCUGCGGCCGCUGGCUUAAACGUCGUGAAGAGGUCGAACAGCGAGAUGUGCCAGGUAUCGAUUGCGCGCACCUCGCUAUGGACACAGAGGAGGGUGUGGAGGUCGUUUGGAACGAAGUACAGUUCUCCGAGCGAAAGAACUUUAAAGCACAGGAAGAUAAGAUCCAAAUGGUAUUCGACAACCUCACACGACUCGAACACCCAAACAUCGUUAAGUUUCAUCGAUAUUGGACAGACACACAUAACGAUAAGCCGAGAGUUAUAUUUAUAACAGAAUAUAUGUCGUGUGGAUCUCUAAAACAAUUCUUAAAGCGAACUAAGCGAAACGUCAAACGGCUGCCACUACAGGCUUGGAAACGAUGGUGUACUCAGAUACUUUCGGCUCUCAGUUAUCUUCACGGUUGCGUACCCCCGAUCGUCCACGGCAACCUCACCUGCGACACGAUCUUCAUUCAACACAACGGGCUAGUCAAGAUUGGUUCAGUGGCACCAGACGCUAUCCAUCACCACGUCAAGACCUGUCGCGAGAACAUGAGGAACAUGCAUCUCAUCGCUCCCGAAUACGGAUCAUCUCAAAUGGUGACGCCAGCGAUGGAUAUCUACUCAUUCGGCAUGUGCGCUCUCGAGACCGCAGCUCUUGAGAUUCAGGGCAAUGGUGACUCCGGUAGCCACGUCACUGAAGAUCACAUCGUUCGGACAGUUGAGUCUCUCGAGGAGCCCAGGCAGAAGGACUUCAUAUACAGGUGCAUAAAUAAGGAUCCGGCGAAGAGGCCAACGGCCAGAGAACUCCUGUUUCAUCCUUUGCUGUUCGAAGUUCACUCCCUCAAGUUACUAGCGGCUCAUACUCUCGUCAAUACUAGUGCGAACAUCUCGGAGACGAUAACGGACGAGGUGUGCGGCGGCGCGGGCGGCGCGGCGCUGGCGUGGUGCGAGCGCGCCGGCCUGCGCCACGAGCUGUCCGCCAAGGACCUGCCGCACGCCGAGAAGCUCGAGAAGUUCGUCGAGGACGUCAAGUACGGCAUCUACCCGCUCACGGCCUACGGGCCCGCGCGCCGCGCCGCGUCGCCGUGCGAGCGCGCGCGCGCCGCGUCCGAGAGCGCGCCCGCGUCGCCCGAGCCGCGCGCGCGCGACCUGGAGACGCGCCGCGUCGUCAACAUGAUGUGCAGCCUCAAGCCCGCGCCCGCGCCGCCCGCGCCGCCCGCGCCGCCGCCCGAGCGCUGCGACCUGCUGAUGACGAUCCUGCUGCGCAUGGACGACAAGAUGAACCGCCAGCUGACGUGCUGCGUGUCGCGCCGCGACUCCGCGCACGCGCUGGCGCACGAGCUCGUGCAGCUCGGCUUCAUACACGAGGCCGAUCGGGACAAGAUCUGCCGCCUGAUGGAGGAGUCCCUCCGCAGCAGCUUCGGCCAGCUGCCGCGCGCGCCGCAGCAGGUCGUCAGCUAGUGACGCCGGCGCCGACCCCGCCCGCCCGCCGUCGACACCGCCGCCCCACUUCCCCCCGGGAGAGGCCCAUCGUCCGACCUGACCUGAGUGAAUAGAAAUAGAGUUUCGAAGAUAAAACGUAAGCCAAUUGAAGUGUCGUCGAUAAAAACUGUAGAUAUGUAGUAGUAUCGAUUUACACAUUAUAUAUUUGUAAAUUUUUUAUUAAAUAAAACUGUACCUACUGUGCUUAAAUUUCGUAUUAUAACUAUUAGCUAAAAAAAAUUCAGCGGUAUUUUUUGUCAUCGUAUUGGUAUUCAUUUUAUGUACAAUACCUAUUAUGGUUCUACUGAUUAGAAAUUCUAAAUUUAUUUAUAUUAUUUACUGAUAUUAGAUAAAUACAUAUCCGACUUCUAGAAUUUAUUUGCUGUAUCUUAUCAUUCAUAUGAAAUUUAUAUAAUAAUUGCACAAACAUGUCACCCUGUGGAAUGCCCGCUGAUUUUAAACUAUUUUAUUAUGAAAUAUUUUUGGUACUGUAAAAAGAUAUUAAAGUUUUCAGGUCGGUCGGACGAAUAACUUCCAUUGUACUGUAAUUGCUGACCAGAUAAUAUUUAAAAUAAUAGGUCGGGAUUCAUCACCGGCAUUUAAGAAAAUCUAAUAGUUUUAGAUUUUUAUAGAUAAAGGUCCCGACGUUUAAUGGCCUUUAGCAUUUCUUCGAACUUCAGAACCACUUAGCUUUUACCGAGGUCCUGACGAGGUCUUAUUAGCCACCUAGCAGCGGGGCAGAGUCGAAACGAUUUUCAUACGAUCUAUGAAAGUUGCGGAUACUUCGUACCCGUGUAUUAUAGUUUAGAUUUACGAUGCAUCUAAUUAUAUAAAAUGGUCUUAUGAAAGAGAUUUAAUAUCGAGAAUAUGUAUUUUUGCAUACGAAUGAAUUGUAAACGAUUGAACGAGUAGUCGAUGAUAGAUAUCGAUUCGUGUUAAUAGUUUUAGCUGUUAACGCGUUGUGACUGGGAUUGUUAAAUUUAAAACUUAUGUACCUUCUAAACUUUAGUGUUUAAAACAUAAAAUGUCGAUUAUAACAACGUUACGAGUCACGAGGGGUUUUUGUCGGAGGUAUCAAAGUUUGUAAGGGCUGAGAUUACAAAUUUUGUCUCUGAUGAUAUACUUGACGAGCAUUGUACACACAUCUACGCAGUUUCCGGUAGUGAGUAUCGCUUAUUGAAAAUUAAUUACUUAUAUAAUUAUUAAAUACAAAUCUAAUCGUCUAUUCCCACGUGCAUAGUGAUCGUCAAUUUGUAUAUCGUCAUGUUUAUAUGCAUUUCGCCUCCGCGAGAACUAUUUGCUAGUCGAAAAUGAAUCUAAAUCCGAGCAACCACGACGUUAUUUUGUAUAAAAUUGAUACGCUUUUAAUAGAAAUUGUCGAAAUAAACGUCACUUUAAGGAUUAUUGUGUAAAUUGUAAAUGAAAAAAAAACGUUUGAAAUGAUUCGUAGUGGUUCGUUUGGACGAGAAUGCUUUAGUUAUUUAGAAUUUGUAUGAAUGUGUAAAUGUAACAAAUGAUAUUUAAAAAAUAUUUAACUAAACGAUUACAUUAACUAUUAUAAUAUAUGUAUAGUGAGGCUUCCUCUUAGAGCUUUAUGGAUAUGGUUAUGUAAGUAUACGGAAAUUUAAACAUACUCACUAUUGAAAUAAGGUUGAAAUUUGUACCGUCGCUCGCGUUUCGUUUUACAUCCCGAAUACCGUUGUGAAGUUGCUUUGUCGCCCGAUGUCGAACCCUAAACCCUGUCGGUCUUAUUGUUGAUAUAAUAAAACAAUAGAAUACAAUACUAAAUUAUAAUCACGAUUUUCUUAUACCUACAAUUUAACAAUACGAUUUCCUACUCGAUUUUAAAUAUUAAUUUAGACAAAGUGAUGAACGUGACAAAAUCAUAUUAGAAGACGAUAGUUUAAACGAUUCGGAUUCCGAUAGUUACAAUGAAUACUUAGACAUUUUAUUUUCACAACGAACAUUGAAUCAUUAAUGAAUGAUAAUGUUCUAGAACAAAAUAUUCGAAUAAAUUCCGCCGCUUUCCGAUCGACCGGAGUCGACGUCGCGUGCUCGUACGAAGUUUAACGAGAUUGCAUUUAUAAUAGUUCCAAGUGUUUGUAUCGGUUCGUCUCUCGCGUUUGCGACUCCAGGUUCCUAGCGCUCGUGUCGUGUCGCACUCGUCGCAGGCUAUUCAGUUAACGAUAGUGGUGCCAAAUAUUAGGUGCCAAUUAUGAAUUGUUUUAAAUGAUAUAUAUUCAUUUCUUGUACCCCGUCGUGCUUAAACGUAGUAUAUGGAGUUUCAUUUGAUAUAUUUCGAAUUUUAUUUAACUCUCUUAGUGUGCUCGCAUCCGUCUCUCGCGUUUAGUCAAUAAUUAAAGAACGUCUUACAGGUUAUUGCGUUGCGUAAAUAGUUUCAUAUUGUUGAAGUUUAAUUGUUCUCGACGGUCUAAAUUAAACGUUUUCGGUUGUUAUUAAUUAUGUAAAAGAGAAUCGAUUUCAUCUGCUGUCACGAUCCAUAUCCAUGAAUACUAUAACACGGUAGUGUGUGUGGCGAGCGCUUAGUGUAGUGUAAACGAAAGACUGGCUAAUGUAACGAGAUAGGUUCGCGGGAGGGCGCACGCGCUCGCGUCUGCGACCAACGGGGCGGCAUCAAUUCUAGUAUUACGCUUUUUAUUAUUUGACAGAAAAUGUACUUUUAAAAAUCAAACUAAAGUAUCACGUUUAGAAAUACUUUUAAAAAUUUAAUUAUACGUUUUUAUUCGUAGAAAAAUUAGGCAAUUUUUGAAAAAUUAUCAAAUUUUGAUCGCAGACGUCCGAGCGAGUGUUCGGAAGGCAGGUAUGUAGCUAGUAAAGUGGCGUGCCCUUGUAAAUAAUCGCUUAGUCUAAACUAUACUUAUAAAUGAAUAUUAUAACUAUAAUACUGAUGUAAUGUACCUAUCGUGAUUUCACGAGCGCGGUGGUCACCGCGAGUCGAACUUCUUCUAUUGCUUUAAUAUUUAUUGGUUAUUCAUUUGUUGUUCCGUUAAUAUUUGUUUUUUAAAUGUUUACAAUUACAAUGGUAUCAUUUGCUUCGAUUAAUUCGUUUUAGUUGAUAUCGAUAACAAUUAUGAUUGCGGGAUGUAGUGAUACCGUCGGUGGGAGAUGUUAUCCGCACUGAUGAUCUUGUUAUUGUCCUGUUCAAGUUCAUAUAUUGAUAUAUAUAUAUAUCAAAAGUAUUUUCCGUCGAUACAUUAUUUUGUAUAUGUACUUCCCCUAACGAAUUUCGAAUUGAUAUAAUAUAGUAUAAACAUAGGUGCGAUUAUUACUGAUGUAUGUUAUCACAGGAUAAGGUAUUAGGCGGACCAUAAAAUGAUCUAGGGUCGUUUUACGAUGAGUAAACAUUUAAAACAAUUAUAAAAUUAGACUUUGCUUCUAGAUUGUGAACGGCCGGCGUCAGAGGAGUCCAUGUAUAGUCAUAUACAACAAUAGUAUUUAAAGAAGUUUUAAAUGAAUUUUUACACAAAAUUACCUUCGAUUGUACCUGUUUCUGAUAUAUAAAAAGCUAUAUUAUAAUUAACAGACCCCCAAAUUACGUCACCAGUUAAAAAGCCCUAUUUAAUCGAUAUCUUCUAGCAAUAACGAAAUAGCUAUUUUGCGUUGUUUGUUUUUUUUUUAUAACGUCGAUACUUUGCAAUAUAUAGAGAUUUACUCGUGUACCUCUGAUCUUACCUGCCUUUUUAUUAUAAUUUCUAAUAUACACUUUUUUUUUUGUUUUAACAUUUCAUUUUAUAAUUAUUUAUUUCUAGUAAAAUGGACACAUAAGUCGACUUCAGUCAUUUGUAUAUAAUCUGAAUUGUUCUUUUUAUCCAAAGAUGUAUGUGUUCAUUUAUGAAAAUUGUAUUUUUAUUUUAUUUGAAUUUUUUUAAAUUGAAAUUGUAACAAAUAUUUAUUGGAUCCAGAUAGCAUUUCCACUCGAUUUUAAUUUUCCUCAAAAACGUAUCGUAAGCUUCCGUACCGUAUGUUAUCGCCUAAUAUAUAAAUAUGCUCAAAAUGACAUAACCAAUUUCAGAUGAUCGAACGAUCGAGUGAUGUUUGCAUACUAU
Nymphalis io (European peacock) is the source of this 5948-nucleotide messenger RNA. It is a transcript of the gene Madm, whose product is annotated as nuclear receptor-binding protein homolog. Gene Ontology annotation, cellular component: endomembrane system; cytoplasm. Gene Ontology annotation, molecular function: protein serine/threonine kinase activity; ATP binding. The record is from RefSeq and is a predicted model, not a curated record. Gene Ontology annotation, biological process: intracellular signal transduction; protein phosphorylation; endoplasmic reticulum to Golgi vesicle-mediated transport. The transcript is spliced from 10 exons. NCBI's taxonomy places the organism in Eukaryota, Metazoa, Arthropoda, Insecta, Lepidoptera, Nymphalidae. Bases 325 to 1860 code for a protein of 511 amino acids.